UGUGUUCUCAAUUGUCAUUUUUGAGAACGAUUGCGUGAGUUAGUAGAGCUGUUUGGAACACAGCCUUUGUUAUUGUGCCACUCCCAUUAAUAUUACGAAUGCAGCAGCUGUAUGUUAAUAAUAAGUGAUAAUGCUGAGGUACUGGGGAUGGACGAAGAAUUGCCCGUCAACUGGACAUUCCACGGAAAGCAGUGGAAGUAUCGGGGCGAGGGAAAUGCUAACCUCGUGAUUGCUGUGCCUCAGGAACGCAAGGUGGUGCGGUUCCGCAAGUCGGAGGACCCGUGCGCCCGCGACGUGGAGCGGGAGGUGAGGCACAGGAUCGGCCUGGAGGUGGAGUUCUGCCGGCGGGUGAUGAGGCCCCUGAUGGGCGACUGCUUCGUGCAGCAGUUGUCCAUGGCGUACGUGGAGCCGCCCGAGAGGCAGGAGCUCGCGACGCAGCUGCGCGCCGUUCGUCCAGCUCAUCGCCUCCACAAGGACAUCUGCGGCAGCCACGUGGCGGUGUGUCUCGACUGCUCCAUGCUGCCUUCGCACCUGACCGUGUCUUUGCGCCAGCCGACCUUCUGCGUGGAGCUGAAGCCCAAGCAGGGUUGGAUCGCAGUGCCGGACCGAGUCCUGCCCAAGUGCACCUUCUGCCUCAAGCAACACCUCAAGCUGAAGAAAGGCAUUAUCAAAUCUCAUAGCAAGUACUGCCCAUUAGAUUUGUUCUCAGGAAACCACAAGAGGAUGAAGGGGGCUUUGAAGGCACUGCUCGCAUGUCCUCAGAAUAACCUUAGGAUAUUUCAGGAUGGGACACUGGUGUAUGGCGAAGAUAAAAGUGGGAUGCUUGAAAAUGUAUUGCAGAAAUGGCUAGGGAAUGCCUCACACUUCACUAACACACAAAGGUUGGUGGAGAAGUUCUGUCACUUGAUGCUAGCUGCACUGACGCGGGAAGUGUGCAGCCAGAGGCAGGUGCCCGCGAGCGAGGCAGGGGUGCCCCAGCUGCCUCCCGGGCACCUGCCUGCACCGCUGGUGGACGCGGUGGCGGCACUGGCGUCAUGCGAGCCCUGCGACUGGUCAGCGGCGCCACUGCCGCCAGGCUGCGUGCUGUCGAGCGUGCUGGAGGUGCAGAGGCUGGACCAGGGGGGGCUGCAGGCGGCGCUGGAUGCCCGGCCGCGAGCCGCCCCUCAGCACGCCUACCUCGAGGGGCUGCUCUCCGACCUGGGCCCGCUGCAGCGCUAUCUGCUGGCAGCAUCCGCUCGGGACUGCUCCAUCAUGGUGGCCUUCCAGAGCCUGCCCGCCACAUUUACAGGUCACAUACCAACAGCACACAUUAUACGUGAGAUGCCUGGGCGAGAAUACGUGUUCAAUGUGCAAGUGCUGGACCUCGAUCCGAAGCCUCUGUCAUGCAUCGACAAGAAGUUGAAGCGAGACCUGGACAUUUUGAACGUGUGCGUUGAUGUCCUCGGCUCCGUGCAGUUGCCGUGCAAUCAGUUGAAUGGGAAGGAUUGAUUGUCGGUCAUUGUGGCAUGGAAAGCUGGCUCGUCAGUAAAGUAGUAUUUGUCACUUACAGAUCAUUGCUAUUGCUGUCAUUACUUUUGAAAUUGUAUGUACAUAUUUAUAAGCAGACAUUGUUCCUGUUUACUGCAUUUACUCAAAAUAAGACCAAAAUAAAUUUUAAACUUUUUAUGUAUGUUGUUGCGACAUCAGUUGUAUGAGCAACAAAAUAUUAGUACAAGUUUUCAGCGUUAAUUGAAAAUUUGUGUUUUGUUUAGUUUCUUUUAUAACAUCUUUUUAGUAGAAAUGAAAUGAAACCCUUGCCUAUACUUGCAUGGAAAGGUUUUUCAUAAUGACUUUAAUUUAUUAUUUUAGCUAUGUUAUUUCAGUGAAGUCUCUAUUUCCUUGAAAAAAGUACGUAAGUAUGAAUAUUCAUAGGCUCGUCCUUAUGGAAACAAGACAAACUGAAAGAAAUGUCCUGGUGGUGAUGUUUUCCUGGUUGGCUUGUGCUUCCAUGGGUGGUGAGAGAAUGUGGUUGCUGCAGUCUCAGUCAGCACGAGGGAGGGGAUGCAGUGAAGCGCUGGAGAUGGAGGUCGCAAGCUACCGUAAGAUGCUGUUAACUCAUUGAUCUGUACUUCAUUGAAUGUCCACACAACAAUGAUACCUCCCAUCUUUGCAGGUGCUUUUGAUCACUAUAAACUAGGUUGUUGCAUGGUUUCGGGAUAAUAAUCAUAGUUCCAAGUAUCAUGCGUUAUUGAUCUUAGAUGAAAGUAGGGUAAUUGUUAUCCUUAAUGUUACUCAAGACUUGUACAUGUGCCUGUCAAUUUGAUAUCAAGAGUUUCAGCAUGGCUUUGAAUAAAACUUGAGUUCACAACAGUGGUAGUGCAGUCAUGUUCAAAUUAGUUUUCAAAAUUCUAAAUUUUCUGUACUUUUCACAUUACCAGUACACCCAUCACCAGAACACUCUGGGAUUACUGUUCUUUAAACCACCGUUUAGGUUUAUCUGAUAUCUUGUAAAUUUGUAGAUUGUUUUAGAUCUUAGACUUAAAUUAUUGCAUCAUUGUUUUACUGUUUUGUCUAUAAAGUUCCGCAAAGUUUACAUUCCUAUAAUAUUCUUUAGUUCAAAGCAAAUUUCAGUGCACUUUCUUUUAUUCUAAGUUUUUCUACAGUUUCUAACUUUUUCACAAUAUAAUAAAAGAUUUUUUUUGGAAGCCCUGGUCUCAUGAAUUGUUUCAAGUUGCAACUGUUCAAGCAGUGAUUGAAGGGAAUGGAAACAGUGAUUUACAGUAUGAUAUGGCAGGAGUUGACUAUGACUCUGCCAUUUGUCAUAGGUUUGACUAGUGUUAAGUAGUGCUCUCACAAGAGUUUGUAAGCUAAUAGUUAGACACUUUACAGCUUUGCCAUAUCACAUUCAAACAAUGCUAAAAACAGAAGCAUGGAUGAAUGUGGUACCAAAUAAUAGCUUAAAUGCUUCAGAGGUGAAAUAUGUAGUGAACAGAAAGCUGAAAAUUUUUUACUUAACACCACUAUGUUGUGGAGCAUUUUGAUUGUUAUUGCUUCUAUUUAUGAGUUUGAAGUGCAUUGAAAAUAUUAGUUUUCUUUUCUAUUCAUUUAAACAAUAAAUAAAAUAGAUGACUGCAAUGGUAAGAAUUUUGAUGUUAGUAUAAUCACUGGUAUUUUUUCAAAAGUGUGCUCUGAACAGUUACCUAUGUUUUAUUGUAGUAUAAUCACUGGUACUUUUUUCAAAAGUGUGUGUGUAUUUGGUCUUAUUUUUAAGUAAAUAUAGUAAAAAAAAAAUUAGUUUAGAUUUUUAAAACAAGUUGUGAAUAUAUUGCUUGUCAAUACAUUGCAAACAUAAUUUGAUUUGUAUGUUGCUUUUGAAUUGUGUUCCGAGGAAAAUAUGUAGAUAUAUGAUGUUUAUGUAUUUGUGUGCUGCUUCAGUUUUAAGUAUUAAUCUCUCAGUGAUGUUUGAUGAUAAACUCCUGUAAAUCGAUGUUGCUGCAACAAGUGAGCAGUUAUUCAAUAUGUAGUUUGCAUUUCUUUUUUUUUUUUACUGUAAGUUUUGCCAAUGCCACUUUGUAUUACGAAGUUUUAUUAAAAUGGCAGGGGUAGACUACAGCAUAUCACCAGGUGCUUACAAAAACCUAACUUGUUGGCAGAGUUAAAUCGAACUUGCAGUGUUUUAUCGCAUUAUCACACAUUUUUUAGGGUGUAAAAAUUUGGAAAAAAAAAAAUCACAUGUCACAUGAUGUUUUUGGUCCCACUAUUAGAUCCUGAGCGCUUUGUUCAGGUAGUAAACAUGGCCUUGCCAAAGAUCACCGUGCUACAGCAAUCUGUUUUCAAGUUGCUGUCAGGCAGUGUGGUUGUUAUAAUGGAAAAAUACAGUAAUUACAGUUACAGCAAAACUUGUUUCAGAUGUAAGUUAUUUUUUCCUAUGUAAGAUGCUGCGUAUAACUUCUUUCUUGUAUAAGAGAUAUAUGUAUUUUAAAGUUGAAAUCCACUAUUCGUUUCAAUAUCACCACUUAUUUAAUGAACAGGAACGUGAUGUGUAAAUUUUCUUUUAAAGACUUUCCAAACAUUUAUAACCUUAAUCUUUUCAUCACCACUGUGUAGCGCUUAAAAAAAGGAACCAGCGCUAGUUGGCAUUAUUCAUGUCUGCUUGCACAUGAUGUCCGUAUAGAGUGCGCGCAUGUAUUCGAACAUUGAUAUCUCGCCGAUUGCAUGCAACACACUGUCUCCAGCCGAGUAAACUACAUUGAAUAGUCUACACUCUUUCAUGGUUAGUAUGUAUGACAAUAAUUAUGGUCAUGGAUGCACUACGUUUGUUCUGGCUGAUGUGCGAAACACAGUUUUAGUUUAUCUAUUUGGUGUGCUUUUGUAUACUCUGCUUAUUAAUUAAAUGUACUUUCCAUGCAA
Molecule: messenger RNA, 4389 nt
Organism: Bacillus rossius redtenbacheri
Lineage: Eukaryota; Metazoa; Arthropoda; Insecta; Phasmatodea; Bacillidae
Gene: Ipk1
Product: inositol-pentakisphosphate 2-kinase
Exons: 9
Coding region: 112-1488 (458 amino acids)
Biological process (GO): inositol phosphate biosynthetic process
Cellular component (GO): nucleus
Molecular function (GO): ATP binding; inositol-1,3,4,5,6-pentakisphosphate 2-kinase activity
Source: RefSeq, a predicted model, not a curated record